UAACAUUAAAAAGCCCUGAAACCAAUGGAGAAGCAGUAGUCUCUCUCUCUCUCUUUCUUUCUCUCUCUCUCUAAAAUCUCUGAAAUUGGAGGACAAUAAAAUCUCAAUGCGCCGUGAAAUCGUCGCCGAGCAUUUCCACCUGAGUGUUGCUUGACUCAGAUCUGCGGAAUUUGGCUGAUUUUGUUGCGAAUUUAAGAAAUGAGUAAGGAGGAGUUUUUGAAGAUCCAGACUUGUGUUCUUAAAGUUCAUAUACACUGCGAUGGAUGCAAGCAAAAAGUGAAGAAAAUCUUGCAGAAGAUUGAAGGUGUAUAUACAACAAAGAUAGAGUCAGAGGUGGGGAAGGUGACUGUUGCUGGGACUGUUGAUGCUUCUACACUCAUAAAGAAGCUUAUCAAGAAUGGGAAACAUGCUGAGCUAUGGGGUGGGGGUGGGGGUGGGGGUGGGGGUAAGAAUAACAACAAUAACCAUAGUAAUAAUAGUAACAAUAAUCAGUUGAAGAAUUUGCAACAAAUUGUGGGGGGUAAGAAUGGUGGGGGUGGGGGUGGGAAGGGUGGAGGUGGGGGUGGGGGGAAAGGGGGGCAGCAGCAACCCAAGGGGGGUCAAAAUAGCAAUCCAAAUCCUCAGAUGAUGAAAGGGAUGUUGCCUCCUCAGCUAAUGAAGGGCCCGAAUAUGUCCGGGCCGGGCCGGGCUUCGAGAGACUACGACGACGAUUUCGACGAGUUUGAUGACGAGGACGACGAUGAAUUCGACGACGAGGACGAUGAUUUUGAAGGCGGUGGUGGUGGUGCACCGGUCGGGAAGAUGAAACCGGGAGGCGGCGGCGGCGGAUUGCCGCCGAUGCCUAAUGUCUUGAUGCAAAACGGAAUGAUGAAUGGGGUCGGGAAGGGUGGCAGCGGUGGCGGUGGUGGUGGAAAUGGGAAGAAAGGCGACGGGAAAGGUGCGCCGCCGAUGAUUCCGGCGAACGGCGCGAAGAAAGGUGGGAAUGGGAAUCAAAAUGGCGGUGGCGGCGGCGGUGGUGGAAAGGCCGGAAAAAAUGGCAGUGGUGGCGGUGGUGGUGGCGGAGGGCAAAUUAAGAAUGGUAACAAUGGCCCUAAUGGGAUGAUGAUGAUGCCUAAUAUGAUCGGAAACGGCGGGCUGGGCCAAGGCCCAGGCCCGAUGGCGAGCAUGCCGAUGGGCCACAUGAGUAAUCCGGCAAUGGGCGGUGGCCCGAUGGGCCACAUGAGCAAUCCCGGGAUGGGCGGGCUCGGGCCGGUGCAAGGUCUUCCGGCCAUGAAUGGCGGCAGUAGUGGCGGGCCGGGCCAAAUCACGGGGAACCCGUACUACCAGCAGCAACUUGCGGCGAUGAUGAUGAACCAACAACAGGCCAACGGUAACGAGCGGUUUCAGCCGAUGAUGUACGCUCGACCGCCGCCGGCCGUGAAUUACAUGCCGCCGUAUUAUCCACCACCGCCGUAUCCGUACCUUCCGCCGCCGGGGGAACGGGCCGACCAGUACUCGAUGUUUAGCGACGAAAACGCCUCCGGCUGCGUCGUGAUGUGAGCGAGAGAGAGACUUUCGAUCCGACCGGAACACAUCGACGACGGUCAAAUGGGCCCGGCCCGAUGGAAAUUUGUAGUGUUUAUUGUCGAUGUUGGUGCUCGUGAGUUGAUAGUUUGGUGACUUUUUCUUUUGUCGUUAGUGUUUUUGAUGCUUUGGUAUAAAUACAUGGAAACUUUAUGUUUAAUUCUCAUUCUCAGAUUAUUAAUUUUUAAUUAUAAUUAUAUA
Messenger RNA from Andrographis paniculata, 1764 nucleotides. RefSeq names its product heavy metal-associated isoprenylated plant protein 33-like. The transcript is spliced from 3 exons. The record is from RefSeq and is a predicted model, not a curated record. Gene Ontology annotation, molecular function: metal ion binding. The coding region runs from base 199 to 1539 and encodes 446 amino acids. Lineage: Eukaryota; Viridiplantae; Streptophyta; Magnoliopsida; Lamiales; Acanthaceae.